Molecule: messenger RNA, 835 nt
Organism: Eremomyces bilateralis CBS 781.70
Lineage: Eukaryota; Fungi; Ascomycota; Dothideomycetes; Eremomycetales; Eremomycetaceae
Exons: 3
Coding region: 124-660 (178 amino acids)
Source: RefSeq, a predicted model, not a curated record
CAGGCAGACGAUUGAGGCAACAAUUCAGCCACAUUGAGGUUGUUGAGAAGUAUAAUAAAUCCGUGAUCAUGGCCGGACGCUGGCCUUGCGGUCCACGAGGUCUCCGCUGCUUUCACUCGCACCAUGGCGUUUCUUCACCAUUGGAAAUUGUUAAGUCUUCAAGUUUUUAUUCUGAGCAUUUUAUUCAACCAAGUCAAUGCUGAUGGCGAGUGUUAUUUUCCGGGAGGAGCAUGGGCUCGCGACUAUCUCCCGUGCGACCCUUAUGCCCCGACCACAGCCUGCUGUCCGACAGGAUACACCUGCUUCUCAAACCAGCUUUGCGUCGCGACACAUCCGGACGUCAUCAACUCCACAUCGCCGGUCGGGACGUCUUUAAGACCCGGCUGUACCAAUCCUGCGUGGGAUGAGCUCAUAUGCGGCGACUUUUGCUUGAAUAAUCCACGAGACGACAACCUCGGCGACAUCGCAGCGUGUGGAAGCAAUACUUUCUGCUGUGGUGCCGACGUUCGGAAUGGGAAUUGCAACUGCCGCGAAGGCAAAGGAGUCUUCUCCGUUCCAAGCGGAGAUCCUGUGACCAUCAUCGGGUACGCGGAGUUGGAGCACACUACAACGGCCCUCGUCCCAGGGCCAUCACCCACUUCCAAACACAAUUCCCAGUGACGAGUAGCACUGGAUUCAAGGCUGGAUUAGGUGCCGGCAUCCCAGUGCUCAUCAUCAUCAUAUGCGUGAUAAUAUACAUCUGGUGGCACCACAAACACCGACCCAACCCCAAGGAAGAACUCGAGCUUUCGCGUACCAAACAAUGGCAGCCCGCCGCAAACGGCGACAUUAACGG